AAAACAGUUGACAACAUAACCACUCUCGAACUCUAAUCUCAACCCCCACCCCUCUAUAUAACACCCCUUCCUCCUACCUACAAAACAUCCUCAAAUCUCCAACACAACAUCAAAAUGAGGCACUGCAUUUCAAGACAUUGUUUUUUCACACUAGCUUUGUUUGUGUUGCUAACCACAAGCACCCAUGGUAUUGUUGUGCCAACCCAAAACCAACCGAGAAGCUUUGCAAACCAAUUUCUGAUCCCCCAGAAUGCAGCACGUGCGUCGGUGAGGCAGCGUCCCUUGGUGUGGGACUACAAACUGGUACGGUACGCCCAGUGGUAUGCAAACCAGAGGCGCAGUGAUUGUGCCCUGGAGCAUUCGAAUGGCCCUUAUGGUGAGAACAUAUUCUGGGGCAGUGGGACGGGGUGGAAGCCAGCACAGGCUGUUAGUGCAUGGGUUGAAGAGCGUCAAUGGUACAAUUAUUGGCACAAUUCUUGUGCGGAUGGAGAGAUGUGUGGACAUUAUACUCAGAUUGUGUGGAACACUACUAGGAAGGUUGGUUGUGCUAGCGUUGUUUGCUCUGGAGGGAAGGGCACCUUCAUGACCUGCAACUACGACCCUCCUGGUAACUACUAUGGAGAAAAACCUUACUGAAUUUCUCUAAUUAUAACCACUCAGACAACACAUUAUCCUGCCCAUGUUCUCCUCUGCCAUCUGUUUCCCAUGUGGCUUUAAUUCUGCCUCUGUCUCUUGUCUUCAAUCCUGUAACUACUCUGUAUCCUUGUUUUUAUUGCUUGUCUAAUAUCAACACCAAAUUUCUAAUAGUAAUAUGCUUUCUUUCCUUUGCUUUUUGGAUUUCUUUUCUUAACAUUUAAGCAAAUUUGGAAAUCAGAAUAGUUGUUCUUAGGAAUCUGUCCAGUCACACGCAGCAUUUUAAAGCUUUUUUUUUCUAGCUAGAUUUGUGUCGUACUAUGAUCAUCAUAAGCUUGUAUCCGGUUGGUCUCAUCGUUUCCUUUCCAAGAGUGUUGCUAAUGUAAUUUUUGAGGCA
Molecule: messenger RNA, 1030 nt
Organism: Vigna umbellata (rice bean)
Lineage: Eukaryota; Viridiplantae; Streptophyta; Magnoliopsida; Fabales; Fabaceae
Product: CAP (Cysteine-rich secretory proteins, Antigen 5, and Pathogenesis-related 1 protein) superfamily protein
Cellular component (GO): extracellular region
Source: RefSeq, a predicted model, not a curated record